Molecule: messenger RNA, 336 nt
Organism: Cooperia oncophora
Lineage: Eukaryota; Metazoa; Nematoda; Chromadorea; Rhabditida; Trichostrongylidae
Source: the annotation of a GenBank genome assembly
AUGUAUUCAACUCAACGAUCACGACUUCACCAAAUACGACUGAAGCUCAACAAAGUGAAGAACAAACGAAGCCCAGUACCACAACUGCGAUGCGAGAUGGAAUCCGUUCAACGACCACGCCUAAGCCAGAAACGACUGAAACUCAUCAAAGUGAAGAACAAACGAAGCCCAGUACCACAACUGCGAUGCGAGAUGGAAUCCGUUCAACGACCACGCCUAAGCCAGAGAACGACUGAAACUCAUCAAAGUGAAGAACAAACGAAGCCCAGUACCACAACUGCGAUGCGUUCAACGACCACGCCUAAGCCAGAAACGACUGAAACUCAUCAAAGUUAG